Bursaphelenchus xylophilus (pine wood nematode) is the source of this 14759-nucleotide messenger RNA. The record is from the annotation of a GenBank genome assembly. NCBI's taxonomy places the organism in Eukaryota, Metazoa, Nematoda, Chromadorea, Rhabditida, Aphelenchoididae.
AUGUUGGGAUGCGCCUUGUUAUUCCUCCUCUGCGGCCAUAUUUCAGCAAUUAAAGUAAGUAGCGGCAUUAUUCAAAUAUCUUUUGAUUAAAUAUUUAAUUCUUAUAGACCUAUAAAAUAUGUUCCGAUCUCCUUCCUUCGAGUGUAAUUGUGGAUCUAAGAGAAGAUGGGAUUAGCAGAGACAACGAGCAGAUAACAUUACUUACAAAAUCAAAGUUCGAACUCGAUGGGAGAUUACUGUAUUCAAAGGAAAAAUUGGAAAACGGAGAAAUGUUCAGAUUGGAGUUCUUGGCCGUGGAUAAUAUGGAUCAGGAGAGAAUUCUGGUCGUCUAUGUUACGGCCACCGAUAAGUAGGUGUCCAAAAAAAUGCUGUCAGAGAUAUUUAGACACAACUGACCUUUAGGAAGCUUUUGCAUAAUUAACUAGACCUUCUUCGUUGCAGAUGCCACAUCUCGUUUUCCCACACAGUUUAUCACGCAAGAAUUACGAAUAAUAAAUUCAUUUCUGAUGCCCCAAUUAGGAUAAACGCAACUAAGAACAUUUCUAUCAAACAAAUCUCCCCGGCGAACCAUUUAAAUAUUCAGGACUAUAUUCAAAAUGAAUGGACUUACAUUACGGUAAGCAUUGCGUAAUAUCUCAUCAAUUUAAAGAUUCCUGUGGAGAAUCGAAUUAAAGACUUCCCAAUACAUCUGGGAGUGUACAUAAACGAUGUUCUGGCCAGUGUGACCAUAAUCAAAGCUUCUUCUCCACAGAAAAUCCAAGAAUAUGAUGUUACGACGGACAAUGUCAUCAGCAGCAAGGCAGUGUUAAAAUUGGGGUAAGAAGUGUAAAAAGUUUAACAAAAAUGCCAUUUAGAGACAGCAAUGAUUAUUGGAUGCCCUCGAAGAAAGUUCCGUUUUACGUCAAAGAUGAUGUCAUAUUUCCCACGUUUUCCAUUUACAAUGGACAUUAUGAGUUUACAGUAAUCGAUUCUGAAGUAGGUUAGUAUUGAAAGUAAUAAAUGGUUUAGAAUAACCAAACUCCCGUAAAGCUCAGAAUUGGGCAUCAACAUAAAAGACGGAAGAAGAAUGUAAAGAGGGGUUUGAAUCUAGAAAGUGGGAUCAGAGGACAAGAUAUGAACAUCUUUGUCAAAGAGAACAGCCCCUUGAGAACUUUGAAAGAAGUAAGUGAUUAAUUACUGUCAGCUUUUGCACAUGAAAUUAUGUCUUAUUUACAGAAGAUUCCAUUAAAUCAUCAUGAGAAAAUUGAAUCAUAUUCUCCCUUGGAUGGACCCUUGAUGAUACGUCAAGAUGGCUCUCUGGAAUUAAUCCAAUCCUUAAAUUUCGAGUCGGAAAACCAGUUCCAAGUCCAAGUGCAAAUCUCUGGAGGUGGGUAUUUUUUUAAUCCAAUUUCGGACUCCCCUCGUCCGGCUCUUCUUUUCGGCCACUUUGGCCGGAAAUUACUCUUGGCUCAAAACCAUUUCAUUUGGCAGCCAAAAAUGGGCUAGAAAGAGAUGGCCAAAUUACAACAGAGGAAUUGAAGGAGCCUUCACUCCUUCCCCGGCCUCCCCGCGAAUAAAAUUAAUUCAAUCUUGCCUGGUGCUUUGUGAAAAGCGGUGCCGUUACCUGCUGAGCGAAAAGAAUGGACAGAGAGAGCUAUUUAUUUUUCAGCUAAUUAAAACACGGCGGUCAUUUUGAGUCUUUAUUUGUAUCUCUCUGUAAAAAGAAUCAGAAAAGACAGAUGUCACAUGCAGAAAACAAAUAAAAAACAUUAUUUUAGGAAGAACUCAAGUAAUCCACAUCCAUGUUCUUGAUGUACCCGAGCCUCCGGCUUUUACCAAUUCCCCACUGCCUUUCAGAGGUAUCAUACCGAACAAUGCACCAAUUGGAUGCAAGAUUUUUGAGGUACAAAAAUACAAUGCAGGAUGCGCCAUUUUUGUGGCCCGAUUUCAAUUGUCUAUGACUUUAUUACUUUUUGGCCAAAUUUGAAUCUCCUUUUUCCCUUAAUCGUCAUGACCUCGUUUUCUUUGAUAUAGUACCAAAUACGUGGCAUGAAUCCAGAAUUCCGCAACCUUCAUGGUGAAAAAUAAGAGAUCUCAAAAAAUGCCCAUAAGACAAGAUACUAAGGUAUAACAUAUUUGGUACACACAAAACGGGAUAUUCUGAAGAUCUUCAAAAAAUGGCGCAUCCUUUAAAAAAUUAGAAUUCAAUUUGAGUCAUCAUAUUCUAUACUUACAGUUCAACGCAAGAAAUGAGCAAGGAGAAGGAGAUAACCAUGUCAAUUACGACCUUAUAAACACGGAGCGUAAGUAAACCAAAAAACAUUAUUUCAAGAUCCAUCAACUUUCCAAACCUUUUAAUUUUUAGCAAAGAAUGCUUUCACCGUCGACAGGAACACCGGGAGCGUUCGAACAGCCUUGCAGAGUUAUAAUACUACACAGAUUUAUCGAGUAUUUGCCCAGACACACAGCAUACAUAACUUUACAUUGGUAAGAAAAAAUUUUUGUAAAAUAAUUAAACCGCAGAAAAGUGAGAUCGCGGUUCUCGAACUCUUCGCCGACGAUCUGCCCCCUCAAUUUAUGCAAAAUGUGUAUUCUGUAGUCAUCCCAGAGAACUCGACAAUUGGAACAAGGUAUGCGUAGCUGAAAACAAAGUAAAGUAAUCGAUUUAGUAUUGUACAACUACUUGUUCAUGAGUUCCCAUCUGUCAGAAAUGGACAAAGGAAGACAGCACCCUCCUUUUCAUUAAUUUUUGACAAUAACCAAUACCCUUACUUUACAAUAGACCCGCAUACUGGUGUCAUAACUUUGCAGAGACCCUUGGAUUUCGAUGAAAUGGGAGUUACAAAGACCUUCAAGUUGACAGGUAUCACUGAUCAAAAUAAAAGAGAACCUUCUAGGUGUUGUCACGCAAGAAGCUAGAGAAAGCAAAGUGCCUGUGGAGGUUACCAUUCUCGACGUUAAUGACAAUAAGCCCAUAUUUACACAAUCUUUGUACACAGCUGUCGUUAAAGAAGACGUGACAUCAGAUGUCAUGAUUCUGAAAGCCACCGCAAUUGACAAAGACUCAAGUUUGAAUAGUCACAUCGAUUACGCAAUUGAUCAUCCCCUGUUCCGGAUAAAUGAAAACGGCGAAAUCUACGCGACAAAGAAGUUAGAUGCAGAUGGGACAAAAGAAAAGUAUCGAAUAUACAAGAUGAAUGUGACUGCGACAGACAGAGGGAAUCCUCCAUUAUCCGACAUGGCUACCAUUCACCUACGAGUGGAGAAUACCAAUGAUGAAGCCCCUGUCUUCUUACCCACAGCUGAAUAUCAGGCCGAGAUUGCAGAAGAUGCCCAAGGAUUCACUCCAGUGAUACAAGUUCAGGCCACUGAUAUUGACACGGACCGGGUUCGGUUUUAUUUUAACGACCAUGGCUCUAAAGUCAGGGAAACGGAGUAUUUCCAAAUAGAUGAGGAUACAGGUAUGAGGAAUCUGCAAGAUUUCUGAGAGUCGUAUUUUUAGGACUCAUAAGAUUACUACCCAAUGUAAAAGCGUCCGAUUUAACGCGAGAAACAGAGCCAUUGACCCUCGAAGUCAUCGCUGAAGAUGACGGUUCAUGUUGCCAAAACGAAGACUCCGUAUUUCAUCGCUCGAUGGCCAAAGUUUAUGUUUCAAUCCUAGACGUGAAUAACAACCGCCCCGAAUUCCCAGAUUGCCAGAUCUACAGUAAUAUAGCCAAGUUAGAAGAAGGAACUUAUUACGAAAACGGACCUGUUGUACUUCGGGUGAAAGCAAUAGAUAACGACACCUCGUCAAACGGUGACAUUGUAUAUUCAUUGUACUAUUCCAAUACUGAGCAACGACAUCCAUUUGUGAUCCAUCCAAUCACCGGCGAUCUGAAACCAGCGGCUGGAUUUGUGUUCGAUAGAGAACAACGGGCUUAUGAGGAGGUUACAGUAAAGGUAAAUCUUCUGCGAAAAUCUAAUGUUUCUUUAGGCCUCAGAUAAAGCAGAGCGACCGUUGAUUGGAUUCUGUCAGUUCACAGUUCAGAUCCUCGAUGUUAAUGAUAAUGCCCCUCAGUUCGACCGUCUUUUGUAUGAAACUACAAUUUCCCGGAUGACCCAACCUCACACCUCCAUCUUGUCCGUUAUUGCAGAAGAUGCCGAUUCCCCUCCCAAUGCAAAUAUUACUUAUCGAUUAUUACCCGAUCUAAGUGCGGCCAAGAAACAUCGUCAUGACGAUCAAUAUUUUGACCUGAUAUCAGAGGGAUCACCAGAAAUCGGCAUUAAAAAGGAAAUACCUGCAUCUAAAACAAAGUUUGUGUUCCUUGUAGAGGCCAAUGACAAUGGAAGGCCGAAUAAAAACAGCACUGUACAAGUAUAUGUCAACGUUCAUGAAGAGAAUUACUAUGCUCCCCAAUGGCAGAACACGGCAUUAUGUCCAUCAACUGUUCAUAUAGACGAAGACAUCCAAAAGAAUUCCAUCUUAUUCAAAUGCCUCGCCUUAUCGGGACAUUCAAAUACAAACCCCGUCACAUAUUCGUAAGUGAAACCUUUGCACUGGACAUUGUAACAAUAUUUUUAGAAUGAAGAUUGGAGCCAAAAUGUCAACAAACAGUAAGCAAACAUUCAGAGAGUUCAAACAAAAGAUUGAUGGACUUGAUUGGGUGAUUGUACGUAACAUGGACAUGCUAGAUUACGAGAAGGUCCAGAAUUACACUCUUACCCUUACAGCAACAGUAAGUAGAAGAAUUGUAAUCUAUGUUGUCUUAGGAUAUCCAUUCAAUGAUUGCGACUGAUAGAAGAUUGAAAGUAAUAGUAAAGGAUAAGAAUGAUGGAGUUCCUCGAUUCUCUGUGGAUAAGUUCACAGGAACUGUCGAGGAAGAGAAAGAUCCCGACUUUUAUACGGACAGGAAACCAAUUGUGGUUGUGAAAGCUGAGGAUUCCGAUUCAGAAGGUCCUCAGAGCGAAAUUCGUUAUUCUAUUGUGGAUGAUGCAAAACAAAAAUUCCGAAUUGAUGAAAUUACCGGGGCCAUUUACCCAAUUAUCAAGUUUGACAGAGAAAAAAGGAAUACCUACAUAUUCGAUGUGGAAGCACGAGAUAAUAUGAACUCCAGUUUACCGGGAAUUUAUGGGCCAAAUAAAGGUAUCGUCCAUAAAAAAUGACUAAUAACAUUGAACUCAGAUUUUGUGAAAAUCCAUAUUUCCGUCUCUGACGUUAAUGAUAACCCCCCUUUCUUCGAUCAGCCUCUAUACGAACUGAGCGUAAAGGAGAAUGCAGAUCCGCUGGCAGAGUUAAUGGUAAUACGAGCGCAAGAUAAAGACGAACGUAAGCGUAGACAGUUAGCAACGUUAAUUAACACUUUUAGAGUCAAGUCUGCGUUAUAACCUUAUGUCAAUAGGAGAAGGAGAAGACCUUCCAUUUGGUGUACGCACAGAAACUGGAACAAUAUUUGUUAAAAACAUGUUGGAUUACGAAACGAAAAAAGAUUAUUACAUGAUUAUGACUGUCACGGAUGGAGUACAUAACAGUUCUAUCAACGUGACUGUCAACGUUGAAGAUGUGAACGACAAUCCCCCAGUGUUUGAGAAGGAAGCUUAUGAGGUUACGAUUGAAGAAGAAAAUACACAUGUGCCUGUUGUAUUAUUCAAGGUGAAAGCAUUUGACACAGAUGAUAUAACCAGAGAGAACCCCAUUUUAUAUCAACUAGAAGGUCAAGGAGUCGGUGAAUUCUUCGUAUUAGAUCCGCGAACCAAUGACAUCACAGUAAUGAAACCAUUGGACAGAGACCCACCUACAGGAAUCCCUGUCUGGGAAUUCGUGGUUCGAGCAACUGAUGACAAUGGAAAUGGGCUCAGUAAUUAUGCGACUGUCAGAGUAAACUUAAGAGACAUCAACGACAACUCUCCUGUCUUCCUGGAACCUCUUAUCGGUUAUGUAGACGAGAAUCAAGAGCCAGGGCGGGAUGGGCAUUACGUUAUGACGGUUGUGGCCGAAGAUAAUGAUGACCCGGCAUCUGAAAAUGGUCAAGUUGAGUGCAGUAUCGGAGUCAACAAAGAAAUAGCGGGACAAAUGCUAUUCCGAAUUGACGCACACAAUGGGAAGAUAUUCUUGAUGGUGAGUGUUGUAAAAAAAUUGCAAAAAAGCCAGGGGUGGCCACCGGGCCGAUUUGGUCCGAACAGUGCAUCUGACGAAUUGCCCGGGCCGGCCCACUGACCACCCCUGCCCGUUGGCUUCAUGGAAAUUGGGCAGAGUGAAAUUGGACAGCAAUAAAUUGGACAGAUCGUGGCUGUCCAAUUUCCAUCAAGCUUGCUAUAAAAAAUGUUUGCGAGAAACACUUGACACCAUGUGUCAUGUAUGGCUAUUGCGCAAUAUAUACAGGGGUGGUCAGUGGGCCGGGCCGGCCCGUCACGGGCCGGCCGGGCUCAAAAAUGGAAAAUUACAAACGGGCCGGGCCCGUCACGGGCCGGGCCGGGCCGCGGGCCUGGGGUUUUUCCGGCCCGGCCCGGCCCGUCUAAAUUACAAUGCCAAACCGUUGGCAUUCAUUGUUUUCGCGCCGGGAAAAUUAAUUGAUGUUGUUAUUGUUGCUGUUUCUCAAGUUCUAAAACGUUUACAAGUCUAUAGUUCCAUUAUAAAACCACAAAACUAUCACAUUGAUCCUUUACUAGCUAUAUCAACGCCUUUUUUGCCUAAGUUUAGAUCCCAAGCUUGGGCGCAGUUCGCAGAACCCUCUAUAAACGGGCCUGCACGGGCCGGGCCGGGCCGGGCCGGGCCGGGCCUGGAAAAAGACUAGACGGGCCGGGCCGGGCCGGUAAUUAGACGGGCCGGGCCGCGGGCCGAAAAUCGGAAAAAUAGGGUCCGCUGACCACCCCUGAAUAUAUAUUUGCGAGCAAUUUUUAUUUUUUUUAGAGGAAAGUUGACCGAGAACUUUUAUCAGAACGCGAAUUUGUGAUUGAAGUGAUAGCGAAUGAUCUGGGAUAUCCGUCUCGAGAGUCGCAAGCCAAUGUAACCAUUAAAGUCCUCGAUCUGAAUGAUAAUCCGCCUUUCUUCGAGCAUUCUCAAUAUAAUGUUAGCAUUCCGGAAUCUCAACCUACCGAUUCAGCAGUCUUUACAUUGGUUGCAUUUGACUUAGAUAUAGAUGCUAGGUAUUUUUUUGAUUGCAUGUAUAGCAUGUUUUUCUUUAUGGUUAUUAAUACUUUUUGUUAAGUCAUACUUAAUUUUUAGGAAUAACGUGUUUUCAUACGAAUUAUUGGAUCCGUCCGAUCAAUUUUAUAUGACCACCGAGAUGUUGACCUCCGGUCCGAGUGUUGGAAUUUUGCGGGUCAAAAAGGUGAGGAUCAUAAAAAGUUGGGUCAUUUAGAGGUUUUUGGAGGGCCGAAACAGCUGUACGGGAAACAAAACCUCUUUCUUUGUGAUCUUCUGACCAUUGUUUAAUAACGUCUUGGCGAUUUGUUUGGAUUAGGUGCCAAGCCGGCCUUCUUUUUCUCCUCUUUGGACAUUUCUGCAGCUUUGGGCGUUCGCUUCCGUUAAAGUCGCCCAUUUCCGGAUUGCGCAGAGAGCGAUGUUGGCAUACACUUAACGGCAUUAAUUAGGGAACCCAGGGGCAAUUAAAUUAUGCAAAUUACCCAAGGUUCUUAACUUUUCUUUCCAAACAUCAACAGCGAUUAGUGUUCAAAACUGGGUCGGACGUUUAUAGGUCGUUAAAUGUGGAGGGUGAGGUCUGCAGUCAUAGAUAAAUAUUAAUUUUCUUUGAGUGGGAAGUUGGUUGUUGCCCAUUGUCCGAUUAAUCUCGGUUAGUCCCUAUGGCUAACAAAUACUUGGAAUUUCCCCCUCCCGCACCCACCAGUUGACCCUUCCUCUUUUUUUAUUUUCUGCGCGGUUUCUCCAUCUUCUCCUUCUCGUUUUAAGUUAUUGGGGUAAUACAAUUUGGGGAUCUCUGUUGGAUGCGAAUGUCGUUUCUAAUAAUUCCUCCGACAUUAUUCCAGCGCGCUCGAUUCCUGGUUUAUUACCUUUCUUCGGUCAAAAAGAACACAUAAAGUUCUCUCGAUUAUUACAAUACUGGGCGAAGGGGGCAAGCUUACAAGAUCUCCCUCUUUCUUUUAAUGAAAUUCGCUGAUUCCCUUAUGGGCGACCCCACCAUUUCCGUUAUGAGAUGCAUAUGGAUGAAGAUCUUUCUCGCGCGCAACUCUUUAAUAUAAAUUACCAGUUAGCACUCGUACGAAUCUUGUUUCUAAUAUAAUAUUUCCCCUCUUUUUCCAUUAUCCACUUAGUCACAGGUCUGGGUUUGGUCCAUUAAGAAUGAAAUGUUCUCCUGAUGAGCGACGCUCGAGAAGUUCAAGUGACCUUGGGAGUUUGGCUGAUUUUAUCGUGUUUUCAGUAGAAAUCUCCGUUUUCCCAACAUUUUUUCUUUUCGGAAAUGAAUUUGUAAUGCCUCAGGUAGAGAUUGUCAGCUGUCCUCUGGCCUUUCUUUGUCAUUUAGAGAUUUCUGUUUUUUUACGAAAAGUCGUUUAUCGUGAAUGUUUCUACAUUUUUAUGGACUUGUCACCUGAGUUCAUUAAAUGUUUUGUGAGGACUCUCGUGGCGACUCUGAAGUGUCCACUUCUAUUUUCUCUCUGGCCACUUUCACUAUGCUCCCACCACUUGGAACUGCACUUUUUCGCGGGCCUAAAGACCUUUGCCUCGGACCUCUUUUGUGGCAUGCGAAUCUGCUCGGAAUUUGCCCUCUGGGAUUCUGUGGGAAAGGGCAGUGACAACUUUUUUAAGGUGAAGAGAGAAGGAGGAUUCAAGACUAAAGCUCCUUCCGACCAUUCUCCGGCUUCUCUUUUCGCUUUUUGACUCGAUGAGAUCCCUCCAGAUUUCGGUGAUCUGGUCCGAUUUCCUUCUCAAUGUCGGGUUUUCUCUUCCACAACGAUUCUCUCAUUCGUUUAAAAUGAAAAUGAGCGUCUUUGUCGAUUAUUCGGUGAAAAACAGGCGAAUUAAUCUGUGGAAACUGGACGGUGGUGUCAUAAAGUGAGUCCAGGCAACACGUUUGGAGAGGAUAUUGUUCAUUGUGGGGCUCUCGACAUUCGGUCUGGACUCCUCAAUGUUCAUGUACAAGACAAGGGCCCGAGAUAGGUUGUCAAGUGUUUUGCGCUUCUCGAAGGUAUGACGAGAGAAGAGAAGGAGGGUUACAAGGGUUGGAGGAAGAGAGAGCGAGUGCAACGGACGACGCACCUGCACUUGUGGGAAGAAAGGUGGUCAUCCAGCGCUCUGGUCAUUCGGAAAGGAAAGUGAAGAGGGAUCGUCUCCAACCGAGAGAGACAUGGAUGUGUUUAGACCGACAAAGACAGGUUGUCUGAAUGCGGCUCGUGUGCUGCGCGAUGACCUUGUUGGGUUUGGUUGCUGCGGUCUUUCCUUUCUCUUGCCAAACCCUUCACCUUUCCAUUCCACCGGAGAGAUUUGCAUAUUCGAUUCCUGGGUUGGUUUUUUCUCUUUCGUCCAGUUUUUUGCUUCUCACCCGCGUCUUCUCGAAUUAGACUAAUGACCGGCGAGAAAGUUGAGCUGUUGGGUCACUCUUUGUUUUUUGGGCUUAUCGAUCCCGAAUAACGCCUGUUUCCGCGCGUCUCCAGAGACUUGUUUGGGCCGGAUUCGGGGGUGUCAAAGCUGUCGCAAAUUGUCUCUUUAGAAGGCUACUUUCUCUUUGACUUUGUUUCUGAAUCCAAUAGCAUGACUAAGAGUAUGCUUUAUGAUUCAGACGUCCAUAAACCUUUUCCCAUUUGAUGAUGUAGGGACAACAACGCGGGUUUAAUUUUUCUCUUUCGUUUUAUCAGUUUCUGUAUUGCUCGGGGCCGCGUUACUCAUUAGUUUCCUUUCAGCCAGUAAUUUUAAUUUUUUUGUAUGGUUUCGUCCGGGAUAAGUUGUUAUAUUGGUAGGGGAGUGAUAUCUUAUUAAAUUCUGGAUUCGUUAGUUUUAAAAACUUUUUUCGCCUUCAUUUUUAUACAAUUAUCAGAAUAUUCUUCUGUAGUAUUAACGGAGUUUUGAAAAUUUGCUUUUUGUAACCCGGAUGUGAUUUUCUGGCUUUCUUCGUCCUUGGCAAUUCAUUACACAAAAACCUUCGGUGUGUAAAAUCAUACGCUUUCAUGAAUGGCCGUGAUUUUUGUCCUUUGAAGGUCUUCGAUGGAUCCUCCUCGGGAUGCCCUUAAACGCUCAGGAAAUAUUAGUGUUAAAGGGAGAAGAAAGUGAGUCAUCGCGUCGAAUUCCGAGUUUAUUCUUGUGAAUGUCCUUGGGCGUUGGUGGCGGCGAUUCGAGUCUCUGACGGGGAUCUGAUUGCUUUCUUCGAGGCAGGUAUUCCAUCUCAAAUCCCCUUCGUUUUAUUCGCCACCCGGUUUUCUGUUUUGUCCAUUUCCGAAAUUAGCCCUCGUUUAACGCGUUUUGUUUCUUUCUACUUCGAGUUGCGUAAUUGAGUAUUCAAAUAAGUCGUUUUUCCAUUUCAGAGUCCAUUUCCGUGCUAGGUCUUCUCUCUUAAUCUUUGUCUUUUCCGUACAGCUGAGACCCUGGGGCUAAGGUUGGGGGAGAUAAAUCUUUUAAAGGCAUAUCGACCACCUCCAUCUUCAGGCCCUUGAUUUCGAGGAUCCGGAACAGCGCCAUGGGUUUCCCAUGGAAGUCCGAGUAUUCGACGGACGUUUCUACGGUUCGACGAAAGUUUAUAUUCUCCUCGAGGACGAGAACGACAAUCCUCCGAUUAUCAAUGGACCCAAACGCAUCCACUUUAGUGAGGGCACUGCCGUCAACUCUCAGAUCGGCCAAUUCUCCGUCACGGAUCAGGACAGCAACGACAAGAGCACGUAUGUAUCUCCCCUCCCUUCCCCUUCAGGGCCUUUAUUUGUCUUUAUUCCUUAUCUCGAUUCUCUUCUUGGGUACUGUUAAUGCUCAACCCGACAUAUCUCUUCCAUUUGCCGGGCAUCUUGGGCAUUCCCGGUUUAUGAAUUUUGCUGCCAAGAAUCCAAGAGAUAUCAUGUUGAGUGUAGUCAAAAAUAUUAGCGAGAACACUCCGGUUAACACCGUUUUGUUUAAUUUCCGCGCAGAGGAUAAAAACGCCCCCAAUUAUAAUCUGACGUAAGUUGAAGUCUUCAGUGAUGACAUAUGACUUGCAUGGGAUUAUUAUGGAUUUGUUUUAGUUAUCGAAUCAACCGACAGUCGGACCCGAAAAGACAAUUCAGUAUCGAUCAGAACGGUGCUCUGAAAGUGGCUGCCGCCUUGGAUCGGGAGGAUAUAAAACAAUAUGCGUUGAGAAUUGAAGCGUUUGAUCAAGGUAAGGAAAUUUGAUUACGAAUUUUCAGUCGUCUUUUUUGCGUCGUAAUAAUUACUUUUUAGUCGGGAAUAUCGGAACUCAGUAUGUCGAUCUCUAUUUGGAUGAUGAGAAUGACAACGCGCCUUUAUUGUAUACUGUUCUUCAUCCAUUCAACGUUUCUCGACCUUGUAUCUUCAUGGAAAACACACCUCCAGAUCAACUUCCUCUCUGUGAAAUCCACGGAUUUGAUCCAGAUACCAAGAAGAAUGGACCUCCUUUCAAGAUGGAGCUGAACAGUACGUUUACUGACAGUGACGCUGUUAGUGUUGUGUUUGAUGAAAGUUUGGACAAUGGGAAUGGUGGCAUGAUCAUCAGAGCUCUCAAAGAAUUUGACCGAGAAGAACAAAAAGUGAUCGAGAUUCCAAUCAAUGUUCAGGAUCAAGGCGGAAUGUCGGCCACCAGAAAAGUUUAUGUUAUCAUUGGAGACCAGGUAAGGUUUUUUAAUUCAAAUUCAACGAGAAUUUAUGACAAGUUUGUUGUUAUGUUGUGCUGUUAUAGAAUGACAACAAGAUGAGUGACGGGGAAAUGACCAUCGAAGUGUACAGUUAUGAAGGACACCUCCAAACUCAGAGCAUCGGGCGUGUUUAUGUGAAUGAUAAGGAUGAUUGGGACUUUCCAGACAAGAUCUUUGUGGGACCCGAUGAAAAGUAUUUCUCCGUGGAUAAACAGGGUGAUGUAGGUCGAAUAGUAACAAUGGAUUUAUAUUAUUUGUAGAUUGUCAUUUCUUCGGACACUCCAUCUGGUCAAUAUACUUUUAAAGUUGAUGUCACGGACACUGUAAAUCCCGGAAAUGCAGUGGGAACAGUCACUGUGAAUGUCUACGGGUUCCCACCGAUCGCUUUCGACAAUCAGGCCGCGAUUCGGAUAGCAGCUGAGAGCAGAAACUACUACGGUAACCCCUCGUUCUUCCUCGCCGGGCCCAGAGAAUCGUUCGUAAACUUGUUGAAGGAGAAGAUCAAGAAGGUUAGAGAAGGGAAUGUGGUCGUGGACAUCUUCUCCAUCCAGACUUCCGAGUACGACGGUACUUACGACAUUAGAUUCACAGUGCAAAGCGGGGGUCAAUACCUUUCCAAAACCACGGUGGAGGGAUUAAUCUCGGCUAAUCUGGCUGAGUUUGAACACUCAGUUCAAGGAGAAAUCAAGGCCGUUGGAAUUGAUAUGUGCAAAGAUACCCGGUGUGAUAACGGAUGUCAGACAAGACAUACUGCUUCCAACGUAAGUUUUGUUUAUUGUUUGACAAGAACGAACGUUUUUCAGUCAGGUGUUGUUGUCUCGAACAACAAUACAGUCCUUGUGGGCAUAAACUCAACUUCUUCCGACGUCUGUGAAUGCCCCAUCCAAGCUGCGCCCACUUCUUGUUCCGCCGAUUACUGUUAUAAUGGCGGAAUCUGUCAUAAUCUGAAUCCAGGAGCCACUUGUCAAUGCAAGAAUGAUCUGCCUGGAGAGAGGUGCCAAGGAAGCACACGGACUUUCCGAGGAGAAGGCUAUGCUUGGUACAAGAGCAUGCCCGCUUGCACUUCCCUCAACAUUUCCUUCUCGUUCAGAACGUAGGUUUCUUUUAGUUUAGUUUUGAUAUGUUUGUUCGUUUUACAUUUCCUUUUUUUAGAAAUGACGAUGGUAUUAUUAUUUACAAUGGACCCUUUAAGCGUGUCGAAGCGUACACUGGAAUGAAGAUCAAAUACUCGGACUAUCUCUAUGUUGGUCUCGAGCAAGGCUCCUUGGUUGUAAAACAGUUAAAUGGUAGGAUCCCGGUGAAUAUUACGCUCGGCGGUGUAUUGGCUGAUGAUCAAGUCCAUCAUGUCACCAUUAUCCAGACGCAUAAAAAGUUGGAGGUCAUCCUUGAUCAUUGCAACAACCCCAACGAGAAUUGUUAUAAGGCCGAGGAAGCGGAUGAUGAUGAGCGAUUGAAUGUUGUAAAUCCCCUCCAAGUCGGCGGCAUCUAUGCUAUCGACGAUAUCGCUGAUAUUCAUCCAACUUUGCGGGGAAAGAGAGGUUUCAAUGGAUGUAUUAUGGAUCUGGUCGUGAAUGGAGAGGAAUAUGAUCUGGAGUCUCCGGAAUUGUCUGCUGAUUCGGAUAAUAAGUGUGGAUGUGCGGAUGAGAAGAAGUGUGUCCAUGGGAAAUGUUUUGUGAAGAUCAAGAAUCAGAUGGAAGCAUGUCGAUGUCCUCCCGGAUACAUGGGCAAGAACUGUGAGAAUGUUGCCCCUUGGAUUCAAUUUGUGGAUCAGAGCAGUUACGUUAAAUUCACCACCCGGGGAAGUCAGGAUUACAAUAUUAGAAAUGAUGUGGAAGCUCAGAUCGUGUUACCCAGGGAGGCUCGAGAUGGCCGGGUCAUUUCGUUGGAUAAGGAUAAUAAUGUAAGAUGCCUGAAACUUGAUUGAUAAGAAUGUUUUAGGCGUUAUCUUCGAUUGCUUUGGAAGGGCAGUCGCCCGUUGCUCAACUGAAUGAUGUCUCCAGUCCGGACAAACUCCAAUUCCAUAAACUUACGCUGACUCCUGGAGUUCCAUAUCACAUCAAGUUACAUCGCGAUCGAUAUGUGUCAACGAUUACUGUCGAUUACGCAACUCACUCAUCCAAGGUGAUCUCUGAAAAUCAAAGAGCCCUCCAAGAUGUACAUUCGAUUACUGGAGGAUCGCAAAGUUUCGGAUUUGCUGGAUGUAUGAGAGCUUUGAAUUACAAUGGAGAAUAUAAGAACAUCACCGUUCCAAAUCUCGAGGAUAAUGAGAUUAAUGAUUUCGACAACUCCCGAUUCGAACAGUUUGGCAUCAAGGACGGAUGUCCCUACCUGGCCACUUGUGCCGGCAUUGGAUCGGGGAUGUGCCCCUCCGGCCAAGUCUGUAUAGAUCAUUGGAAGGGCCCCAUCUGUGCAUGCCCUGAGGGCGCUAUGACUUUAGUCAAGCCUGAUGGAACACUCUCUCACUGCAACGAAGUGGCUGCAGUUAGUUCGUUAAGUAUCACAAGCCCCGCUUUGAUCUUCAUCUUGGUUUGUCUCCUUCUUCUUAUCCUUAUGGCAUUGGUCAUGGUAACAUAUACGAGAAAGAAGAGAUCUCCAUUCGAUCUGGUUGGACCUGAAGAAUUCAAAAGAGACAAUCUGAGACAAUAUUCGUUGGAAGGGGGUGGUGAGACCGACAACAACCGACACAACAUCGCCAAUCUCAGGAAGCCGGUGAUGCCAUUCGAAGGUGGAAAUGGCCUCGGCCAGAAAGUUUAUCCUCAGAAACCUGCCGGUAAGUCUUUUUGCAUUGCAUUUUUUAUCCUUCUUAAGUUGUUUUAUUAAUGUUCUAUAUUACUUUAGAUGAUGGGUUGAAUGCCCAAGUGGAUAAUCUGGACCGUGAUCCCAACAGUGGACCUUAUGAUGAACUCAGGAUGUACAAUAUGGAGGGAGACAACCAGUCCACCUUAUCCUUCGACUCCCUCGACUCUGUUCGGCCUGGCAACCUCGAGACCAUGGACAAUCGAGACAUACGGUAUUAG